UAUCAGCACUGUACAAAGACUUGGCAAAACAAAUGCUUGCAAAAAUAUAUGCUAGACUUUCUGUAGCAAGUGCUGGUCCGAAUAUUUAAGAGUAGCUCGACCUUUAAAAGCUGUGAUUUGUCAAAAAAAAUCAACUACAUUUACUUUUAUUAGAGAAUUCUAAACUUAUAUGAACUUAACGACUUUUGCUCGAAAAAAAAAAACAAAACAAAAUAGAAGUUUCACAUAACUUACCAAAAUUGGAUAAACACUCGUAAACGAAGAUAGUUGAAGCAAAAAAAAACUUUUUACAAGCAACUUGCUCCAUUAAAAUGGCUGCUAUUAUCCGUGGCACAGGAAUUCUGCAGCUUUUGAUCAUUGCGCUGGCCUCGAGUCUCAGCCUAGUUGCGGCUUAUGUUGACGGCUGCGAGGAUGACUGGGAUUGCCAAUAUUGGUAUGACGAUGACGAGUAUCAGUGCUGCAUCAAUGCAGAUUGUCAUAAAUACUGCCUUUUGGAUGUGUUCUUACUGCUGCUCAUUCCGUGUGCAUGCUGCGGAGCUCUUGCCGCAGCUAUCUCUGUCGCCGUCUACUGCAUCCACAAAAACAAAAAGAAGAAACGAGAACUAAGUCACUGGCAGCGAGGAGCGGGCGGAACCAUGGCUGGACUGAUCCCCUUAAACUACACCUACCCUCCAGAACCGACUGCAGGAGAGCACCUGCAUCCAGAUCCACCGAAAUACCAGGCUAAGCAGACUCAAACGUCUGAUGAAGAGAAGACAGUGGCUGGCAAAUAUCAACGCAUGGAAUAAUCUGGAUGUGUGAACAAACAGCUGAACAGAUUCAAAUUAAUUUGAACAAAAUGGCAAAUGAUAACCAUACUUAAUAGCACAUAAGGUUUUCUUGGGUUGUAAAAAACUCCAAUAUAAUAGUAUAAAAGAAAGAGUAAGAAAAAACAAAAAAAUUAUUGUGAAAACUUGAGAUAGAUUAAAUUAUUUUGUUAUCAGUUGCCAACAGAAAAGCAGAUAAACAGAUUUAUGAAAAAACUGUGCAAACUCCAGCUGUUGCAAAAAAUUGUAAAUAUAUUGUAAACAGAUGUAAACAUUACAACAUUAGAAGAGGAAACAAAACGAAGAUUUUGAAUAACUUUUUUAUGAUU
Messenger RNA from Symsagittifera roscoffensis, 1135 nucleotides. RefSeq lists its product as uncharacterized. The transcript is spliced from 4 exons. The coding region runs from base 312 to 788 and encodes 158 amino acids. NCBI's taxonomy places the organism in Eukaryota, Metazoa, Xenacoelomorpha, Acoela, Convolutidae. The record is from RefSeq and is a predicted model, not a curated record.